Molecule: messenger RNA, 5933 nt
Organism: Xenopus laevis (African clawed frog)
Lineage: Eukaryota; Metazoa; Chordata; Amphibia; Anura; Pipidae
Gene: bmpr2.L
Product: bone morphogenetic protein receptor type II L homeolog
Exons: 13
Coding region: 1008-4172 (1054 amino acids)
Biological process (GO): cellular response to growth factor stimulus; BMP signaling pathway; cell surface receptor protein serine/threonine kinase signaling pathway
Cellular component (GO): plasma membrane; membrane; signaling receptor complex
Molecular function (GO): transmembrane receptor protein serine/threonine kinase activity; ATP binding; transforming growth factor beta receptor activity
Source: RefSeq, a predicted model, not a curated record
UGGCAUCCCUCCUCCCUUCACUGUACCCCCUUCCCUCCCUCUUCUGUUUCAAGCUCUCCUUCUUUCCGUGAGGCUGGGCGGUGAGAGAGGCCUUUGUGUCUGGCUGUGACACAGGAGGAGGAGGUAUAUGUAUGUGUGAGGGAGAAGGGGAGGGGAUGUGACUCGGUGCCUUCCUCAUCAACUCUUCUAACUCCUCUCCUCCUCCCACCAACAAACUCCCCGUGUGGUGGCUUCCCUUGGGUAGAAGAAAGGAGCUGCUGCUGCUGCCAGGCUGGAGGUUGCCCAAGGGUGCAGAGGUUGGCAGGAGCUGCAGUGACACACACAGGAGUAUAGCAGUGCCAAGCUGUAGCCUUCACAGGGCCUCAUUCUGGGAGGGGAAGUCUAUGGAAGCAGGCAGCUGCAUGCCCCAUCCAAGCUGAUAGUUAAUAUUUGUAUUUACUUACCUGGAGACUGUGCUCUCUGAUUUGUAGGAGAGGAGCCGCAUCCUAUGUCAGAAGCUAAGACGGGGAAAGAAGAUUCUCUCUCUGGGAAUAAGAGAAGAGGCUGAGGAGAGUGUUCUGUGAGAAAUUGGCUCAGCACAAUCCUCCCUGCUUUCUGGAAGAAGAAAAGAAAUUUAUUGUCUGAAGGUUAAUCAACCUAUAUAUCUUCUUUAACCGGAUUGGAGACUAACAUGCUGUUUAAUUCUGGUUAUUUAUGUGGCGUGCAAUGGAUUUUUCCUUAUUUUCACCUUUAAAUGGUGUAUUAAUGUGUGCGUGGAAGCCCCCUUAUAAUCCUUUUGCUUCGGGAAUGCAUUUCACAAAUCUUUCGAGAAACUCGGCUUUUUCUCAGUGAGACUUUGUGGAAAAGAAAUUUGUUUCUCAGAGGGUAUACUGACUCCAGAGGUAAUACACCUUCCUUUUAAAACAAGCAUUAUUUCACAGUGAGGAUUGUCACUUGCCGGGCUUUGGAUUAGCAGCCCAGAUCACAUUCAUUGUGAAAUCGGAUUAUAGCCAGAGAAAUUGGAUCUUAUGGUAUUUUUGCCUGUUCCAUUUGCCCCAUCAUUGUCCCAGUCCUACUGGAAAUUUCAAGAUAUGGCUUCACAUCAUACCUUUAUUUUACUGAUCCUUGGCUUACAUUCCACCUUCUUAUUGGCCACUGCCUCUGCUACUCAAAGUGAGGAACGUCUAUGUGCCUAUAAGGAUCCCAAUCAUCUGGACCAGGGAGUCGGCGAAAGUCAAAUAUCGCUGGAGAAUGGCACGGUUAAGUGUACCAUGGGCAAUAUCUGCUUUGGAUUAUGGGAGAAAACAAGAGAUGGUGAAAUCAAUCUUGUCAGACAAGGUUGCUGGUCCCAUGUAGGUGACCCCCAUGAUUGUUACAAUGACGAAUGUGUGGUGACUACGCCCCCACCAGUCAUCCAGAAUGGAACAUACCGUUUCUGUUGCUGCAUCAAAGACAUGUGCAAUGUUAACUUUACAGAGAAUUUCACACCUUCAGAUCCUACUAGCGCUUCACCAUACAGUUCCACUGGCUGGCUCCAUCGAGAGAUGACGAUAAUUAUUGCCCUGGCAUCUGUCUCUGUGCUGGCAGUUUUAAUAGUUAUCUUCUUCUUUGGAUACAGGAUAUUUGGAGGAGACCGUAAGCAAGGUCUUCACAGUAUGAAUGUGCUGGAGGCUGCCACAUCAGAACCAUCCCUGGACCUAGACAAUCUGAAGUUAUUAGAGCUAAUAGGAAGGGGUCGCUAUGGCUCAGUGUAUAAAGGGUCCCUGGAUGAGCGUCCUGUGGCUGUGAAAGUCUUCUCCUUCAACAACCGGCCAAAUUUUACCAACGAGAGGAGCAUUUACCGCACCCCACUGCUGGAGCACGAUAACAUAGCUCAUUUCAUUGUUGCAGAUGAGCGGAUAACCUCGGAUGGGCGUUUGGAAUACCUAUUGGUUAUGGAGUAUUACGCAAAUGGAUCUCUGUGCAAAUAUUUAAGUGUUCACAGCAAUGAUUGGCUUAACUCCUGUCGCUUGGCACAUUCUGUAACUAAAGGAUUGGCAUAUAUGCACACAGAAUUACUGCGGGGAGAUCAGUACAAGCCAGCGAUAUCUCACCGAGACCUUAACAGCCGUAAUGUGCUAGUUAAGAGCGAUGGCACAUGUGUAAUCAGCGAUUUCGGUCUGUCAAUGCGGCUCACAGGGAACAGGCUAGUGAGAACUGGUGAUGAAGAUAAUGCCGCCAUCAGUGAGGUUGGCACGAUCCGAUAUAUGGCCCCUGAAGUUUUGGAAGGAGCUGUUAAUCUGAGGGACUGUGAGUCUGCACUGAAGCAAGUGGACAUGUACGCUCUGGGGCUUAUCUACUGGGAGAUAUUUAUGAGAUGCACUGACCUCUUCCCAGGGGAAUCUGUGCCAGAAUACCAGAUGGUAUUUCAGACAGAGGCUGGCAACCACCCUACAUUUGAAGAUAUGCAGGUACUGGUGUCCAGAGAGAAGCAGAGACCCAAAUUCCCUGAAGCCUGGAAAGAGAACAGUCUGGCUGUGAGGUCAUUGAAAGAGACAAUUGAUGAUUGCUGGGAUCAGGAUGCAGAAGCCAGACUAACUGCACAGUGUGCAGAAGAGAGGAUGGCUGAACUCAUGAUGAUUUGGGAACGGAAUAAAUCUGUGAGCCCAACUAUCAACCCUACAUCAACAACAGUGCAGAAUGAGCGUAACUUGUCACAAAAUAGGCGGGUCCCAAAAAUUGGGCCAUACCCAGAUUACUCCUCUUCAUCCUACAUAGAAGAUUCUGUGCACAAUACUGACAGCAUUGUGAAGAACAUAUCAUCCGAGACCUCAAUGUCUAGCACCCCCCUUACAACUGGUGAGAAGAACCGGAACUCCAUCAACUACGAGAGACAGCAAGCUCAGGCUCGCCUACCUAGUCCUGAAACCAGCGUCACCAGCUUGUCAACGAACACUACCGCUACCAACACCACCGGGCUCACACCAAGCACUGGAAUGACCACCAUAUCAGAAGGCCAGUACUCAGAUGACACCAUGCACAGUGUGCAAAAUACUGGCCCCACUCCUGUGUGUUUGCAUCUGACAGAGGAAGACCUAGAGACCAAUAAGCUUGAUCCAAAGGAAGUAGAUAAGAACCUAAAGGAGAGCUCAGAUGAAAAUCUUAUGGAGCAUUCCCUCAAACAGUUUAGUGGGCCUGACCCCUUAAGCAGCACAAGCUCCAACCUGUUUUAUCCACUUAUCAAACUAGCAGUUGAGUCCAAUGGGCAACAGGAUUUUAAUCAAACAGGAAAUGGACAAGCUUGCAUUGUCCAGGAUGUUCAUGCUGCACAACUGUAUCCUCUUCCCAAGCAGCAGAAUCUUCCCAAAAGACCUACCAGCCUCCCACUAAACACUAAAAACUCUGGCAAAGAAUCCAGGCUGAAAUUUAGUAGCAAGCACAAAUCAAACUUAAAGCAUGUUGAGACCGGAGUAGCCAAAAUGAACACAGUGACUGCUGCAGAACCACACGUGGUGACGGUGACCACUGCCUCAGUGGGUGGUAGGACAGGCUAUGUAAACUCUCAGGGUCCCGCAGCCCAGUUUCCUAACACAUCUGCUGUGCAAAGCAGUAAUUCAGUGGCCCACAGGGCACAGGAGAUGCUACAGAACCAGUUCAGAGGGGAAGACAACCGACUAAAUAUUAACUCUAGCCCAGAUGAAAAUGAGCCUCUGCUAAGGCGGGAGCAACAGGCUGGCCAGGAUGAAUCAGUCUUAGAUCGGCUAGUGGAUAGGAGGGAACACCCUGCAGAAAAUAGCCGUGUGAACUCCAAUAACAAUAACAAUAGCAACCAAGGUGUACUACAAGACACAGCUCCACAAAGUGCUCCUGUAGAGACAAGGCAGCGACAGACAAGGAGAGCUCAGAGACCAAACUCCCUGGAUUUAUCCAGCUCCAGUAUUAUGGAUAACUGCAGCACACAGUGUGAAACUCUUUCAGACAGUCGAUCUAGCUCAGGAGACAAGAUUAAGAAGAGAGUGAAGACACCAUACUCCCUUAAACGGUGGCGCCCUUCUACUUGGGCAAUUCCAACCGAACGCCAAGACUGUGAGGUCAACAAUAACGGAGGCAGUGAAUCGUUCAGUCACUCAAAGUCCAGCACAGCUGUUUACCUUAUAGAUGGGGGUACUGCCACCUCUACGCUUUCUAAAGAAGCCAAGAUGACCUGCUUGUAAAUGCUUCAAUACAUUUACAUUUUCUGUGGUUGCUUGAAAGCCUCCAAAACUUGAUGUUUUAUUUUCUUGCAUCAUCAAAUGAGCAGAAAACAGAGUUUGUAUCAUCAAUUCUUUGUAAAGGACUUGCUUCAAAUCUUGUGGUUCUGGAAUCGCUACCAGCACCUUGUUGGCACCCCUAGAGAAGUUACAUAGAUUUCAGCUAUGCAGAGUAAACAAGAAAAAAAGCUUAUGCUUCCAUGUUUUUUUUUCCUUCAUCAUUUACAAUGCAGAUUCAUUUUUGGAACCAUUCUGCACCUUGUAACAUAUUACUGAGCAAAUGUUAAGUUUCGCGGACACACACACAUCUAUUUGUGUGAGUGUGUAUGUAUAUGUAAUGUCAUAAUGAUAAGCAAAACAGAAAAAAACACUAAUUGGAUGUUUGUUUGUUUGUUUGUUUGAAGCAAGAAAUGAAAAGAUAUUGUUGACCAGUUUGGUCUCUAAAAUGCUCCAGAAACUGCCAGACAGGAUAACCUUCAGCAAAAUCUUGUGAACGGAAUUCUAUUUGCCAGGUGUCCUGUUCAAAUGUUGGUGUGUUGAAGCUGCACUUGUGUAAGGAGAGAAAAAAAAAUUCCUGCCUUUUCUUUUAGUAGAUAAAAAUAUAUAUAUAUCUUUGCACUUUUAGGUAAAAGCACUGCGGGUCACAUUUAUGAUUGCUGCCUCCCUGACUUUUUUCCAUUCUCUGUUUUUGACCCCUGAACUGCAAAUAUGUUCCCUCCAUAGCUUGCAAACUGUAUGUAAAUGGAGUUAAAAUCAUACCAGCCAAUGAAGCACAUGGCUAGAGCAUUUCUCUCCAAAGGAAAACACAAUUACUUUGAAUGCAGGGCUUAUCAUCCUUGUAUAGCACAGUUUGAUUUUGUGCAGAAAUAUUCCUUCUGUACCCAUCUCUACUUUGGUCCACUUGCAGUUGGACUGACUAUCUGCAGUAGUAAUUGGAUGAAAGUGUUUGGGUUGGUACAGUCACAUUGUAAAGUAUGGGAAAUUUCAGAAGGGCCUGAGGGAGUCUGUUUGGGCAUCUCUGUAUCUGGCAUGCCAGGGACUAUUUUGAAUCUUAGUCUAUACCAGACUCACAUGACAUCCAUUAACGUCAACUUAAAAUAACAGAUACAAAUGUCCCAAAAGUGUGAUCCAACAUGCCCAGUCAACAGCAUGGGCUUUUGCAUCUCAUUUUGUAUUACAGUCAGUCUGACUUUAGUGGGUCCAAAGCCUACAUGGGCAAGCCCUUUGGAGAAGCUGCCUCUGCUAAGUUUUCCACAGACUGCAUUAACAGCAGCACCCACAGUUUAGUAAAUAUUAACAGCAGCACCCACAGUUUCAGUAAAUAUAAGGUGCUUUAGUUAUUUUUCUAUUUGGAGUAUUCAUCAGCUAUGGCAACCUAUACAUCAAGGAAUGUGUUCUAUAUACACGAUAAGGUAUGCAAUCAUACUAUUUAACCGCAAAUAUAUCCAAGAUCACUGCUGUUAACCCUUUGUGUAACAGUCACGGAUGUAUUUUCCCCAUGAGUUUAAAUCUAACUCAAUAACGUAGAAUCUAUGUAAAUUGACUUUGGUACUUCCAUGUCAGUCCCCUAGAUUUCAAGGUCUGUGGCACAAAAAGGGGUUAAUACAUUAUGUUUAUUUGGCCUUAAAAGGUUGAGUUGCUGGAUGUAAACUCUUAAAGGGAUACUGUCAUAGGAAAAAAAUUUUUUUUCAAAAUGAAUCAGUUAAUAGUGCUGAUCCAGCAGAA